This is a messenger RNA of Corythoichthys intestinalis (scribbled pipefish), 1420 nucleotides long. RefSeq names its product Smad nuclear interacting protein (gene snip1). Gene Ontology annotation, molecular function: protein binding; mRNA binding. The record is from RefSeq and is a predicted model, not a curated record. Lineage: Eukaryota; Metazoa; Chordata; Actinopteri; Syngnathiformes; Syngnathidae. Gene Ontology annotation, cellular component: nucleus. The transcript has 4 exons. Gene Ontology annotation, biological process: miRNA processing. The coding region runs from base 146 to 1213 and encodes 355 amino acids.
AGGCAAAAGCUUCCGCAUCCCACCGGAAGCGGAAGUGGGAAACGUAAUUUUGUUAGCUAGCGCAGACGUUGGUUUGUUUUCAAACAUGUACGCCUAAGCGAAACUGCUUGACAACGUAACCAACUAUUUCUUACUGAAAAGAAAAAUGGCCAAAGAGAAACGACACAAACGACGGGAUUCGCCGGAAGUCAAAGUUAAGGUGAAACAAGAGAAGUUAAGCCCCGCAAGGCCGCACAGAACACGCCGCUCGCCAAUUGACAACAAAAGUCCUCCGAGAAGACGAGCCAGCAGGUCGCCUGUCAGGUCAAGGGACCGCUCGGAUGGCAGGAGAGAGACCACCUCCCCGGCCAGGCGAGGAAGCCGAUCCCCGCGAAGGAGAAGUCCACACCGCAGUGCCGAUGUCAAGUUGAAGCGGGAACGAGACGAGCAUCGUUCUGGCGGAGACGACCACAGAAGAAGAAACGAGCAGCCGGAAGAAAGACGCAACAGAUCAGAAUCGGAUCGUCCCCAGGAAAGAGAGCGUAACGGCGACAGACGCCGCGAGCGUGACGCCGCCGCCUCACAGCAAGCCGAGCGACGGCGGCACGACGAGCAGCGGAGGGAAAACCGCCAACGUCGCGAGGAGAACCAGGAGUUAGACUUUGGCCAUCCGGAGGCGGCCGGCGAGAGCCCGAAGGAAGCCGCCGAUAAGGAGAAGCCCAACUUCGGCCUGUCGGGGGCGCUCACGGAAGACACCAACACGUUCCGCGGGGUGGUGAUUAAGUACAACGAGCCUCCCGAGGCGCGCAUUCCCAAGCGGAGAUGGCGGCUCUACCCGUUUAAGAACGACGAGCAGCUUCCCGUCAUGUAUAUUCACAGACAGAGUGCCUAUUUGUUGGGUAGACAGCGGAAAAUCGCCGACAUUCCUAUCGAUCACCCGUCAUGCUCUAAGCAGCAUGCGGUAUUCCAGUACAGAGUGGUGGAGUUCACUCGGGCGGAUGGCACCACAGGCCGUCGCGUGAGGCCGUACAUCAUCGACCUGGCCUCGGGCAACGGCACGUACCUGAACAACCAGCGCAUCGAGGCGCAGCGCUACUAUGAGCUCAAGGAGAAGGACGUGCUCAAGUUCGGCUUCAGCAGCCGCGAAUACGUCCUGCUGCAUGAAUUUUCCGACACAAGCGAGGUGGAUGCCAAGGAAGAACCAGAAGAGGAGGACGAAGGCCUGGAUGAGUAAGAAGGAAAUCCGUAUCAAAAAUUUUUAACGUAUUUUUGUUUCAGAGAAUGGACAUGGAACAUUUACCUCAUGAAUGAUGCGCUCAAUUAUGACGUGAUUGUGUACAAAUAGAGCUACACUUGGCGAUUUUAUUUUCUCCCGUCAUUGGGCUCAAUGCAGUCAUGUAAAUUUACAUUUUUGUACUGUAAAUAAAGACUGUUGAGUAUC